AUGAUUGGUGAUGCUGCUAACGAUCAAGCUGCCGUGAAUCCUACAACACUGUCUUUCUAUUCAAAGUCAAUUACAAGGGCAGGGAUACACAGUUUUCAACCGACGAAAUUUCAUCCAUGGUUCUCAUUAAGAUGCGAGAAACUGCUGGAGUUUAUCUUGGUUCAAGUGUUAGGGACGUGGUUAUUAGUGUCCCUGCUUACGUUACUACCGCGUCAAGCUACUGGGGAUGCUGGAACCAUCGCUGGCCUUAAUGCAAUUACUCUUAGCAUUAACAAGGGCAACUUUGAAGUCAAGGCUACUGCUGGAGAUACCCAUAUCGGAGGAGAGGAUUUGAUAACAGGAUGCUUAAUCACUUUGCCGAAGAGUUCAAAAGGAAGCAUAAGAACAUCAUGUGAGAAUGCAAAGAGGAACCUCUCAUCUACUACCCUGGCAAACGUUGAAGUUGAUGCUUUACAUGAUGGAAUUGAUUUUCCCGCAUCCAUUACUUGUGCGAAAUCUGAACACUUGAACUUGGAUUUGCUCGUAAGUGUAUGGAUCCUUAGGAUGGGUAAGACCACGUUUCACGAUGCCAUCCUUGUUAGAGGGUCCACUAGAAUUCCCAAGGUUCAAUCAAUAUCUGGUGCCAGUUUUGGUGUAUCCCAAACGAAAGUUCCAAGAUGGUUGAGAUAG
Papaver somniferum (opium poppy) is the source of this 669-nucleotide messenger RNA. Its product is annotated as heat shock 70 kDa protein cognate 4-like. Gene Ontology annotation, cellular component: cytoplasm. Gene Ontology annotation, biological process: protein refolding; cellular response to unfolded protein. Gene Ontology annotation, molecular function: heat shock protein binding; misfolded protein binding; ATP hydrolysis activity. The transcript is spliced from 3 exons. Bases 1 to 669 code for a protein of 222 amino acids. NCBI's taxonomy places the organism in Eukaryota, Viridiplantae, Streptophyta, Magnoliopsida, Ranunculales, Papaveraceae. The record is from RefSeq and is a predicted model, not a curated record.